This is a messenger RNA of Rana temporaria (common frog), 6798 nucleotides long. It is a transcript of the gene PARVB, whose product is annotated as parvin beta. Bases 142 to 1242 code for a protein of 366 amino acids. Gene Ontology annotation, cellular component: actin cytoskeleton; lamellipodium; focal adhesion. The record is from RefSeq and is a predicted model, not a curated record. Gene Ontology annotation, biological process: establishment or maintenance of cell polarity; actin cytoskeleton organization; substrate adhesion-dependent cell spreading. NCBI's taxonomy places the organism in Eukaryota, Metazoa, Chordata, Amphibia, Anura, Ranidae. Gene Ontology annotation, molecular function: actin binding. The transcript is spliced from 13 exons.
UCUUCUCAGCCCGAUCCCUCAGUGUCCCUGGGAAGGGCCGGCCCGAUCACACCCCUCCCCGGCCGGGCGGCUCAGCCUCUUCCUGUCCUCCCAAUUAUCACAUGAGGACGAUCCGAUCCGGGGAGAGAUCAGCCGGCAGAGAUGUCCGCAGCCUCCCCGCUCCGAUCCCCGACACUGCAGCGCAGCCGCAUGAAGAAGGAUGAGUCUUUCCUGGGGAAGCUGGGGGGGACCCUGGCCAGGAAGAAGAAAAACAAGGAGGUGAGUGAUCUCCAGGAAGAAGGAAAAAAUGCCAUCAAUGCGCCAAUGUCCCCCGCUCCUAUUGACAUCCACCCGGAGGACACCCUGCUUGAGGAGAAUGAGGAGAGGACCAUGAUCGACCCCAAUUCCAAGGAAGACUCCAAGUUUAAGGAACUGGUGAAGGUUCUUAUAGAUUGGAUCAACGAGGUCCUAGUGGAGGACAGGAUUAUAGUGAAGAACCUGGAGGAAGACUUCUAUGACGGACAAGUCCUGCAGAAGCUAUUAGAAAAACUCGCUAAUUGCAAGCUGAGUGUGGCAGAGGUGACGCAGUCUGAGAUCGCACAGAAGCAGAAGCUGCAGAACAUCUUAGAUGAUAUCCAGGAGCUUUUGAGGCCGCAGGGGUGGGCGAUACGAUGGAAUGUGGACUCUAUUCAUGGGAAGAAUUUGGUUGCCAUUUUGCAUCUUUUGGUGGCCCUGGCCAUGCACUUUCGAGCUCCAAUUCGACUUCCUGAACACGUGUGUGUGCAAGUGGUGGUGGUAAAGAAACGUGAAGGGAUCCUACAGACAGCCCAUGUAACAGAGGAGCUGACCACCACAAUGGAAUUGAUGAUGGGAAAAUUUGAGCGAGACGCGUUUGACACUCUGUUUGACCACGCCCCCGAUAAACUGAGCGUUGUUAAAAAGUCACUGAUCACUUUUGUGAAUAAACAUCUGAACAAGCUGAACCUGGAGGUGACCGAGUUGGAGUCUCAGUUUGCAGAUGGAGUUUACCUGGUCCUUUUGAUGGGACUUCUGGAGAACUAUUUUGUCCCUCUGCACAACUUCUAUCUAACUCCAGAGGGAUUUGAGCAAAAGGUUCACAAUAUUUCCUUUUCGUUUGAACUGAUGCAAGAUGGUGGACUGAAGAAACCUAAAGCCAGACCUGAAGACAUUGUUAACCUGGACCUGAAGUCGACCCUGAGAGUGUUAUAUAACCUGUUUACAAAGUACAAGAAUGUGGAAUGAUCUACCGGUCAGAAAAGGCCAGUCUGCAAGUCUUCCCUGUGCCUUAUGUCUGCUAUCCUAAAAGACCAGUUACUCAUGUUGGACCUCCAAUACAGAGACUUCCGCAGAUCAGAACCACUGCUUUGUACAUAACAUUUUACUAAAGAAACCAUUUUGAACUUGUAUAUUAUGUGGAGCCACGAGAGUCCAUAUGUUGGGGUAUGUUUGCAAUCUAGGCUAAGUUCAGAUGUAAAAUAUCAAAGCACAAGAAAGAGCAUAGUGUAGAAAGUCUUCUUCUCAUAGGUUCAAACCAACUUCACAAUGGUGGCUGUGUGCUUUCCAAGCAGUGGAUCCAUUGCUCUGCUUUUGCUAAAUACCAACAUUGAUGGCCUUAAGUGGAGGUUCCUGGUUUUGUCACACCACUGUAACUCCGUGUCGGUGUGCUCUUUAUGGUGCUUUGAUCUUUAUAGUUGUAGGAACGCUCCUCACUAGUCUCCUCUAAGCUGGAUCACUUGGCUUUCUCUCGUUUAUGAACAUUGGAUUUAUUUUCCAUGUAGACUGCCUUUACUUUAUAAGGUAUUUCCACCUUUUACAUCACAAAUUUUACAGAAGAAUUGCAAACACCCUCCCCACCACAUCGGGCAUCGAUGUACUUAUCUGCUGUGCCAAUGAUUUUAUGCUGCCCACAAAAGCCGGCAAACUAAUCUGUACAUUUUUUUAAAAUUAUUAUUUUCUGUACCAGGCUACAAAGGCGGUAUAGCUGCAUAUUUCUAGCAAUGGCUAACAGUCAUUGGGUCAGCUCAGUUGACUGCACUAACCACUGACAGUCUUUUUUUCUUCUUGGGAGUAGAAUAGACUGUCAUUGGUCAGCAACUGUCAUGUGACUGCUAGCCAUUGUUGGCAAUGUGCUGCUAUGCAGCUUCCAGGGCUGUGUAUGGAGUAUAAAAGUGUAUGGAUCCGUACACUGGCAGACGUGGGUGGUGAAAGAUUAUCCGCACAGCAGAUGAGUGCAGCAUUGAUCGUGGGGAGGGUAUUUGGGAUUCUUAAAAUUUUUGGUGUAAAGGUGGAAUUAAUUUCGAAGUUGUGUUUUUUUUUUUUUUUGGUAUGUGUGGGUGAUACUGUGUCAUGUGAUAUCACACUUGGAUAUAUUAACAUAAUGUAGAUACUUUUUAUAUAACUGAAUACAUUUCUGUCUCAUGAGCAUACCAGUGGGAGUUAAAUAUUUAUUUCUCCCUAGCAGUCUUCAUUCAGAAAGCAACUUCCCGUCUUUUCGAUUUCUUGUGGUCUGCGCUUUUUGUGGGGCAGUCUACAACUGGGACAAACGGCGUUGGUGAUCAACCCUUGAUCUGUCAUAUUCGAAAAAAAUAUUUUUUUUAUAAAGUGCAUCUGUGGUGAGAGAAAUGGAAAGAAUGAUUAGUAUUGCUGACCCCCUUCUGAAAAUGCUAGUUUUCUGGCUGUGUCUGGUGCCAGUUUCUCAAACCCAGAACAAAGCGUACCUUUCAAUUCAAGUCAGGAAAAGGACUGAAUUCUUUCUUUCUAGACUUCCCACCAUUUCUUCCUAUGUUGCACCCGCUGUAAAAUACCAGGUAUCUGAGCUUGCAGGGAGAUACAGAGUAAUCUGCUCCGUCAUUGGGAGGAGGUCACAUGCUUCCUUAUUCCUGGAAGCACUGAGCAUUUGGCAGUAGCUGCAAAGGAGCAUGCAGAGCAUUUCCAUUGUUUUGAUUGACAACUGUGUGAGAGGGUCAUUUCCCUCAAUUUGAGGAAACCCCUCGCUUCCUGUUAGGUGUGAUUGGCUCCCCUAGUCAACAGCUUUCAUAUCGCUUUAGAUUUGACAACCAGUUAUGUGUACAUAAAGGGAACUUUUUUUUGGACCCUCCUUUUUGAUCAGUCUGUGUCCUCCUCAGGGAAGAUUCAUCCCCCUAUUUUUCCUGCUGAGCAUUGUCAACAAGACAGAAACAUGAGCAAUCUUCCAUUGGUGACGCCUAUCUAAGAUGGAGAAUCCCCUCGCUUGUUGGAGUUUCCCUCUCAAUUCCUGUUGGUUCUCCAAGAAAGGAAAUGAAGAGAUCUUCCCAGCAGGACACAUACAGCAGAAAACAACCUGGCAGAGGGGUUUUCAAAACCUCUAUCCAGCGAUUUCUAACCCUUUCCUUCCCAGCCUGGCUGUCCUUGGCCUAUCCCUUUUUAUUUUUGGAUUUCAGUUCUUUAAGUCAUGGAGACUCGGCAUCACUUGGCAUUGCAUAGGGCAGUCUGCAUUUAAAUAGUCUGCCUAAGAACACCCAAUCCCUCCCACCAGUCAUGGUCUGCCUACAUUGUUUAGAGAUGCAUGGAGAUCCAAUAAUGACAUCACAGGGUCUUAAGGUAUUUAAUGAAUACGUUUUAUUAUAAAAAAAAAAGGGAAGAAACAAGGAACCAAGGAAGACCAAAUGUAAGCAGAUCAAAGUUCUGCAUCAUUAAAUGCCAUUGACUUGAUUACCCACAAGGUUGUGCAUCUCAGCCCAGUACCAAAAAAAAGUGAAGCUGUUUUCUAAGGGUUGAAUAACAAUGUUGUAUAUUAACAUGAAUUAACAUCAAACUUACAGCACCAGAUUCUGCCCAAAGCUAACACACUACCAAAGAUUUCUCAUUCCACUGACAGAACUGUUAUCGAAUUGCGGCUAUUUGUUGAGAUUUAAUGAAAUGUUUAAUACUGAGUGUCAGUCUCGAAUUAAUAGACUUCAUAGCCAUUUAUAAGUAAUUUGCAAGGCAGAUGUUAAAGCUGAACUCCAGUCUGAUUAAAAAAAAAAAAAAAAAAACAUACCGGUACACCAAUUUAAUGCAAUUCUGGAAUCAUCAAAAUGUGUGUUGUUUUUUUUUGUUUUUUUUUUUGUGAACUCAAGCAGUGCAAGCACCUGAAUUUGGAUUGGAUAGGUAUUGGCCUCUAGCAUUCCCUGUACAGCAGAGCUCAAACUGGUAAAGGGGAGGGGGGCAGCACUGGGAGCAAUCAGGGGUGCUGCAUACAAACAUGAUGACCAGGAACCUUCUACUAGGAAAGAGCAGAGGGAUUAGCUCCUUGGCCUGCUGCAGCCCUGUUCUGGAGACGUGACUUCACUAACUAAGUGGUGUCCUCAGCCUGGCUGUACUAAGUGGCAGAGCUGUGUAAAUCUCAGGACUGAAUGGACAACCGUACAAAUCUUUUGCCAUGUAAAUACCUGUGUGCUUGGUUGUUUGCCUGGAGUUUAGCUUUAAACUUCUAGGAAGUGCACUUAUUACAAUAUAAAGGGUGCUACUGUUGACCUUUCCUCCAGGGAAGGCCAGUUGGCUGGAAAUCCCAGGCUUCCGUAUUAAUGCACAAUAAGUAUGCAGUUGCUGCAUACUUGCAUCAGGUCAGUGGUUCUGAAAUCUGAGAAAUGCAUGUCUGGUUGCCAGUCUAUAAGGAUGAUAUACAACCCAGUCUGAGUGUCUCCUGUGCCAAUGAGCCUAUGACGUUCCAAUGUGCUUUGGUAUUUUUUAGUGUGAUAUCUAUCACUAUCCUAGUGCCUCCAUGUAUGUGGUCCUCUGGCUAAGGGUGCCAUGUUGUUUUCUCAUAACUAGGCAGCUUUUUUGACCUUCCAGGAUUACAGCACUUUAUAUUACCCUGUAGAAAAUUCGGACAUCUGAAUCAAUGUUUUUGGUUGCCUCAUUUCCAUGAGUCACAUUCAAGCCUUCACUGGAAAUUGACCAUCGAAGGAUUUUUUUUUUCUUUUAAUUAAUGGAGCAAAACAGAUGGUUCUUAUUUCAGAUACUUGAGCAGAGAAAUUUGUAGCGGUCAUGAAAUUUCAUUCUUCAAGGGCAGCCAUAAUAGCCAUAUGCCUAUUCCCACAGCAACAAUCUAUACUUUAAAAUAUGUCCAUUACACUCAAGUGAAUCUUCCUAGUAGGCAGGCCUGGUUAACCAGGGAAUUUAUUAGAAACGGUUAACAUCUUUGUAAUGUUUCUAGUGAACUGAGGUUGAAUCCUUGACUUUGUCAUGGAAUGGUAACGACCACCAUGUAUGGGUGACAAGUACUGGAGCCCCCUGUAUGUUAAGAGUACCACGUCCCAUCAUAUUAUACAUAAAACAAACAAAGGUCCUAUUCCCAUGAACAAGCCAAACCACAAUAGAACACAGGCAGUCCCAGAGUUACGAACGGGCUAGGGACUGUAGGUUUGUUUUCAAGUCGAAUAUGUUCGUAAGUCGGAACAGCAUGCGCAGAACGGCAGAGACGUAAUUUUUCGAUGUUCUGUCGAAAGAGCCUGCCAUCGAAAAGUGGUCGCACAUGCGCAGAACGGCAGAGACGUCACGCCGUCUCCCGUUCAUAAGUAGGAGUCGUUCGCAAGUCGGAUGUUCGUAACUCGGGGACUGCCUGUAUGGGACUUUUUUUUUAUGGUGCAUAUAUAUGAAAAUUUGAGUUCAUCAAAGAAUAUCAAUUAUUUGAUCAACUUAAAUGAUUAUAUAUAUACCAUUACAAGCCUGGUAUUCUACUGUGGUUUGGCUGGUCCAUGGGGAAUAAGCUUUUUUUAUUUUAUUUUAAGUAUCCUCAUUAAUUGGGGAUUACCUCUGCUGAGACAAGAUUUGUAGAGAUCCAUAGGACUAUUAGAAAAGACACCAUAGAGCUUAAAGGCACAGUCAAUUGAUCUCAUAAUUAAUUUGCAUUUACUACUGUUUUGUGUUGAAGCCUGCAGAGCAUUGCAUUUGAUAUGCACAUCACAGGCGUCGUAUGGAUCUGUUUAUGGGGCUGCAGGAAGUGUGGCUAAACUACGGCUUGAAGAAGGAUCCAUGGGGCGCUCUACAGUAGUCUCUAUACCAUGAUGGCAUUUGGGACUUGUAGCGAUUUCCAUUGAACAAUCCCAGACGUUAAUGAAAUGGCUGCGUGUGGCCCUGCUAAACUGAGAUAAUUACAAAAUGCCGUAGGAAAAAUUGCCCCACGAUUUAUGUAAGUAGGGGUCAGUUUGAGAUUUGGGGAUAUUUUAAUGCAACCAUGCAUCAUGUUAAUCCCCUAAUAUAGAUGUAACAUGAAACAUACUCAAAAGUGGAUUUAGCCUUUAAAUCAACUUGGAGAAAAAAAAGACCUUGCAAGAGUUAAACGUUUAAGCCAGCUUGCUGUCCCUAUUCCUCUUUACACAUUAUAUUGCUUUUAGCGCAACCUCACUGAAUGGGCUUCAUGAAUUCUGAUUUUAUUGACCUCGAUAAAGUUUAGAUUCACAAGCUUUGCCCACUUCAGGGUGUGCUAGUUUGCUGUAUGAAAUGCUGUUUUUUCUUUCUUCAAGAUGGAGAAUACCUUUUUUAUAUACCUUAAGUAUUUAUUUGACCUUAUUUUGAAGACUUGAACUUUUUUCUGCUGUUUUUUGCAAUUUGUGUUUUUAAACUUGAAAGAACAUUAAAUUGCAUGUUGUGCUCUGAGUCAUUUUAUCGAAAUUAUACCAAAGAAAUGGACAUGCUGCAUUAGUUGCGUGUGCCUGGAGAAACGUUCUGGUCUGACUGUGUAGACAUGUGGUUUGUUUGAGCGUUGGAUUAACCUGUACUUGACUUGCUAUUUAUACCACUUGACUUUUUGUAUUAAACAUUCUUGUAUUUAUUUCA